Molecule: messenger RNA, 899 nt
Organism: Pelecanus crispus (Dalmatian pelican)
Lineage: Eukaryota; Metazoa; Chordata; Aves; Pelecaniformes; Pelecanidae
Source: RefSeq, a predicted model, not a curated record
UUUUCUUUUUCUUUUCUUUGAACAGUGUUGUCAGAAAAGCCAACGACUUUCACAAUCACUGUGACAUCUGAAGCGGGAGAAAAUGAUGAAACUGUCCAAACAACCCUUAAAUUUACCUAUAGAGAAAAAUAUCCUGAUGAAACUCCACUUUAUGAAAUUGUCUCACAGGAGAAUCUUGACGAUAAUGAUGUCACGGACAUAAUAAAACUACUAGAACAACAGGCAGAAGAAAAUUUAGGAAUGGUAAUGAUCUUCACUCUAGUCUCAGCAGUACAGGAGAAAUUAAAUGAAAUAGUGGAUCAAAUAAAAACACGACGAGAAGAAGAAAAGAAACAGAAAGAAAGAGAAGCAGAAGAAGAAGAGAAACAACGUUUUCAUGGCACUCCUGUUACCAUUGAGAAUUUCCUGAAUUGGAAAGCGAAGUUUGAUGCAGAACUCCUAGAAAUAAAAAGGAAAAAAAUGAAAGAAGAAGAACAAGCGGGCAAAAAUAAAUUAAGCGGUAAACAGCUGUUUGAAAUGGAUCACAACCUUGACACCUCUGACAUCCAGUUCUUGGAGGAAGCUGGAAACAGUGUGGAAGUUGAUGAAUCUUUAUUCCAAGAAAUGGAUGAUUUAGAGUUGGAGGAUGAAGAGGAUGACCCUGACUACAACCCUGUUAAUUUAGAUAGUGAUUAGACCUUUUUGAACUGGCUCUGUCAUCAGUAUGGACAUAUGUAAGGAGAGAGAGGCAGACAGGAAAGCCACAGCAUCUGUGGUUUUAGUAAAGUGUAUCGGUUUUCUUUUUUUUUUCUUUUUUCUUUUUUUCCAAAGAAAAAAACCAAAAUAUUUUAAAUCCAGGAGAAUGGUCUUCUGAUGACUUUCAUCAUAAAUAAAUUUACUUUAAUAUUUCAAAUGAAAAA